CUUCUUUGAGAAACUAGCAACAACCAAAGUUUAGUUCUGUUUCUACUCUUGAGCAAUGAUGCAAAAAAUUGUCAUAAGAGUACAUCAUAACUGCAAGAAAUGUCAAUCAAAAGCCUUGAUGAUUGCUGCUAUGUCAACUGGAGUCAACUCGGUGGCACUAGAAGGGGAGAAGAAAGAUAAAGUGGUGAUAAUAGGAGAAGCAGUAGAUGCAGCAGGCAUUACCAGUUUAUUGAGGAAGAAGGUAGGCCACGCCAGCCUGGAGCUUGUCGAUGAAGUCAAGUGAAGAAGAA
Molecule: messenger RNA, 290 nt
Organism: Solanum verrucosum
Lineage: Eukaryota; Viridiplantae; Streptophyta; Magnoliopsida; Solanales; Solanaceae
Product: heavy metal-associated isoprenylated plant protein 47-like
Exons: 3
Coding region: 56-283 (75 amino acids)
Source: RefSeq, a predicted model, not a curated record